Messenger RNA from Mauremys reevesii (Reeves's turtle), 4323 nucleotides. It is a transcript of the gene CUL4A, whose product is annotated as cullin 4A. Gene Ontology annotation, molecular function: ubiquitin protein ligase binding. The transcript has 20 exons. Gene Ontology annotation, cellular component: Cul4A-RING E3 ubiquitin ligase complex. Gene Ontology annotation, biological process: protein ubiquitination; DNA damage response; ubiquitin-dependent protein catabolic process. NCBI's taxonomy places the organism in Eukaryota, Metazoa, Chordata, Testudines, Geoemydidae. The record is from RefSeq and is a predicted model, not a curated record. Bases 612 to 2900 code for a protein of 762 amino acids.
AUAGCAAAAUAAUGGCGAGGCUGAAGCACGUGGUCAGCUAAGGCCAUGGAGCCCCUCAGGGAUGUGACGCUAACGUGACUGAAAUCGCGCGGCUGGAAAACAAGCCCCUGUAGCUCUGUGGAGACGGGCCGGAGACAGACCCUCCGUCGCUCACCCCGUUCGUCUCGGGCCCCCGACCCCGGCCUGAGGCCGCUUCACUUUCUUGCUCGGCCUCCCGGUUACCCCCGCGGGCCGGGGAGCGGAGCCGCCGCUCUCCCGCCCCAGGGAGGGGCCCGAGUCCGGCCCGGGGCCGCCCCGCAGGCGCUUCAACCCCUCGCGUCCGGCGCGGCAGCAGCGCCAGCCCCAGCCCCAGCCCCGCUCUCGGGAGCCAUCUUGCGAGCGGGGCCGCGCUGCCUACACGGCGGAGCCGGCUGCAGCCGCGGCCGGGUGACGGCCUGUCCCCCUCCCCUUCCGCGCGGGGCGGGGUUGAUGGGGCCCCCGGAGCCGGGGCGCCGCGGGGGGAGGCCGGGCUGGCGGUGACUCUCCGCCCGCCGGACGGAGCAGCAGCCGCUCCCAGCAGGCGGCCGGGCUCGGGGGGGUGGGAGCCGCGCUCCGGCACGAAGGGGGCGGCCAUGGCCGGCGAGCCGCAGAAGAAGCCGCACCUGUCGGCCCUGGUGGGACACACCAACGGGCUCACCAAGCCCGCCUCGCUGGCGGCCGCCGCGGGAGCCCGGGCCGGGGGCGCCGCCGCCGCCACCUCCAAGAAGCUCGUGAUCAAGAACUUCAGAGAAAGACCUAAAUUGCCUGAUAAUUACACACAGGACACAUGGCAGAAGCUUGAUGAAGCAGUGAGAGCUAUACAAAGUAGCACCUCCAUUAAAUACAACCUUGAAGAGCUCUAUCAGGCUGUCGAAAACCUCUGUUCUUAUAAAGUGUCCCCUACACUUUACAAACAGCUCCGGCAAGUCUGUGAAGAUCAUGUGAAAGCACAAAUUCUUCAGUUCAGAGAAGAUUCUCUGGACAGUCUUUUAUUUUUAAAGAAGGUAAAUAAAUGCUGGCAAGAUCACUGCAGACAAAUGAUCAUGAUUAGAAGCAUUUUCUUAUUUUUGGAUCGUACAUACGUGCUUCAGAAUUCAUUGCUUCCUUCUAUAUGGGAUAUGGGGCUAGAGCUUUUUAGAAAGCACAUUAUUAGUGAUAAACUAGUUCAAAACAAGACCAUUGAUGGAAUCCUCCUCCUGAUUGAACGGGAACGGAAUGGUGAAACUGUGGACAGAAGCCUGUUACGAAGUCUGUUAAGCAUGCUGUCUGAUCUACAGGUUUACAAGGAAUCAUUUGAACAAAAGUUUUUGGAGGAGACAAAUUGUUUAUAUGCGGCAGAGGGCCAAAGGUUAAUGCAAGAAAGAGAGGUUCCAGAAUAUCUUCACCAUGUUAACAAACGUUUAGAAGAAGAAGGAGACCGAGUGAUAACAUAUUUAGACCACAGCACGCAGAAACUACUAAUUGCUUGUGUGGAAAAGCAACUACUAGGAGAGCACUUAACAGCUAUUUUGCAAAAAGGACUUGAUAAUCUGCUUGAUGAAAACAGAAUAUCAGAUCUCACCCAGACAUACCAGCUGUUCAGCCGGGUAAAAGGUGGGCAGCAGAUCCUGUUGCAAAACUGGAGUGAAUACAUCAAGAACUUUGGGACAACAAUAGUGGUUAAUCCUGAAAAGGACAAGGAUAUGGUGCAAGAGCUACUAGAUUUUAAGGAUAAAGUGGACCAUAUCAUAGAAGCGUGCUUUCAGAAAAAUGAGAAAUUUAUAAACUUGAUGAAGGAAUCCUUUGAAACAUUUAUCAACAAGAGACCAAAUAAGCCUGCAGAAUUGAUAGCAAAACAUGUGGAUUCAAAGUUAAGAGCUGGAAAUAAAGAAGCAACAGAUGAAGAGCUGGAAAGAAUCCUUGACAAAAUCAUGAUAAUAUUCAGAUUCAUUCAUGGUAAAGAUGUGUUUGAGGCAUUUUAUAAGAAAGAUUUAGCCAAAAGACUGCUGGUUGGAAAAAGUGCAUCAGUAGAUGCUGAGAAGUCAAUGCUGUCAAAGCUUAAACAUGAAUGUGGUGCUGCUUUCACCAGUAAACUGGAGGGAAUGUUCAAGGAUAUGGAACUUUCAAAAGAUGUCAUGAUUCAGUUUAAGCAGUAUAUGCAGAACCAAAGUGAUCCAGGCAAUAUAGACCUGACGGUAAAUAUACUUACUAUGGGAUAUUGGCCAACCUAUACACCUGUGGAAGUCCACUUAACUCCAGAGAUGGUUAAGCUUCAAGAGGUAUUUAAGACCUUUUAUCUUGGAAAACACAGUGGUCGAAAGCUUCAAUGGCAGACCACUUUAGGGCAUGCUGUCUUGAAAGCAGAAUUUAAGGAAGGAAAGAAAGAGUUUCAUGUGUCACUCUUCCAGACAUUAGUGCUGCUUAUGUUUAAUGAAGGAGAUGAAUUUAUUUUUGAAGAAAUUAAAAUGGCUACUGGUGUAGAGGACAGUGAAUUGCGAAGAACCUUGCAGUCUUUGGCCUGUGGGAAAGCACGAGUAUUGAUUAAAAAUCCAAAAGGCAAGGAUGUAGAAGAUGGAGACAAGUUCAUCUUUAAUGGUGACUUCAAGCAUAAAUUGUUUAGAAUAAAGAUCAACCAAAUACAGAUGAAAGAAACAGUUGAAGAACAGGUUAGCACAACUGAAAGAGUGUUUCAAGAUAGACAAUAUCAGAUUGAUGCUGCUAUUGUACGAAUAAUGAAGAUGAGAAAGACGCUCUGCCAUAACCUUCUUGUUUCUGAAUUGUAUAAUCAGCUGAAAUUUCCAGUAAAGCCUGGAGACUUGAAAAAAAGGAUUGAAUCUCUCAUAGAUAGAGACUAUAUGGAGAGAGACAAAGACAACCCCAAUCAAUACCACUAUGUUGCAUAAUGGAGAGAACUUUCUUUUUUUUCCUAAGAAAACACCAGAAUAAUGUAUUCAGGACUUUGAAUACCUGUGCUGUUUCCAGACUUUACUUUUAGCAGAUCUCAAGUUGAUGUAUACUAUUCAACCAGCUGCAUGCACUGGAGUGGAUGAGACAGAAAGGAAAUGUUUCUUGGAUCAUCCUUAUCAAGACUCCUUAGUGAUUUUUAAAUGGCACGUUUUUUAGUUCUUUUAGUUCUUCCUUUUUUUUUUUUUUUUUGAGUUCUUCAAGAUAUGUUUGUUCUACUUUGUUUAAAAUUAACUUUUGAAGUUGGAAGGGAAGGUAAAAAAUACUCUAUUUUUCUGGCUUAUUUAUGUAUGUGUUCAUGACUGCACAUCCAUAAAGACCCUUAAUGCUGCAUUCUUUAGCUACAAAAAUCCCUCGGGUAUCUUUUAAAACCCCUUUUAAUUAAUUAACCCUUAUGUACAAACACUUAGUGAAUUUUUGAAAUUAUGAAAUUAUGCACCAUGAUACUGUUAUAUUCAUGUUUGUUUAGUUUUUUUUUCAAAAUAGUUCUAAACUUCAGUCUGGUUUGGAUAAAUCAGGUUUUGAAAUGAAAUCUUUGAAGUGCCAAGAGGACAACUGUGUUAAAAUGUCUGUAGUGAGCUGUCUGAUUACGUAGCUAAGGUAUUCAUUUGUGGAAUUUUUUGCUCUCGGGCAAGUGAUUUGUAUCACUGUUUAUGUAAAACUUCAGUAUAAUUUAGUUUUGUCUUUAGAGACAAAUAUAGGAUAAUUCCUGUACAGUGCACUCAAUACAAGAAGAGAAGAGAUUUCAAAGGCUUUACAGUCUCGAUGUUGUGAAAGCACAGAUUUAUGGAUUUUGUGAGUUCCCUGUUACAUAUUGUAUAUAUGUAAGUUGAUAUGAAUUAAAGAAUGAAGGACAUGUAGAUCUGUUAGAUAAUUGUAACUAUAAGGAAGAUACUUUUUUGUGGUAAUAUUUACAAGCCUCUGUUUUAUUUUACAGGAUUUGCAUAAUGGUGUUUCAUUCUGAUUAAAAGCUACCAAAGGAAUUUUGAUCAUGGCCUAAUGAGAAUUUAACUAAGCAGUAUAUUCUUGAAAAUAACUUACUAAAUUUAUAUAAUAUGAUUUUUGUGCAUAAAUUAUAAGACCAUGACCCCUUCUUAAGAAUCCAUUGCUAAAAGCUGACAUCUUCUGGGUUUCCAUAUUAAAGUCCUCAUUCUGUCAUCUGGUCUCAUGAAUUGUAUUGCAUUCUUUGAAUUAUUUUUAUUCCCUUUCCUUUGUGUUAGAAACUAAACCCCCUAUCAUAUGUUUAGUACAACAAAUGUAUUUAAAAGCUAUUUAAUAUUGUAAUUUAAUGUAGACUUCUAUUUUAACUUGCUUUAAUAUUUAAAUCUUUUGUUAAAUCAAAUAAAAUCUCAUUGAUAUGUA